Molecule: messenger RNA, 2634 nt
Organism: Pestalotiopsis fici W106-1
Lineage: Eukaryota; Fungi; Ascomycota; Sordariomycetes; Amphisphaeriales; Sporocadaceae
Exons: 2
Coding region: 1-2634 (877 amino acids)
Biological process (GO): osmosensory signaling via phosphorelay pathway
Cellular component (GO): Mcs4 RR-MAPKKK complex
Molecular function (GO): phosphorelay response regulator activity; protein kinase activator activity
Source: RefSeq, a predicted model, not a curated record
AUGGGUGAUCUCAAGGCCCGAAUCAAGGCGAAGCUGCUGAGGCGCCAAAGUCAUUCGCCCUCAGUGCAAUCAAGCAAGAGCAGUUCCAAGUCCUGGAGACCGCGUUCCCAACGUACAAAUAAAAAUUCUGCCUCAUCUGAACAAAAUUCUCACGAUGCCGACGACUACUAUGAGGACUCCCCCCAUUUAGGCAACGAGUCGCCAAGGUCGCCCUGGAGCGCACACUGGCACAGGAGCCGCCGCCGCCAUUCCGGGGGGCACCAACCAGCAUCCCCGGAACAAACGGCUGACACUGUGGAUGCUCGCAGACCAGGAAAGAGCAGGCCAUCGACAGUAGAUUCUGCCACUUUGGAUGUCGACGAAAAACUCGUGGCAGCUGCAUUUCCACCAGCAAAAACAGCCAGCUCGUUUUCUUCGCCGGCGCCCGCAGAACAAAGAACAACGUCGGAGUCGAAUGAGCCAGGCCCAAUGGUGGUUUCUACUGCCGAGCUUGACGGCACUAAUGAUAACAGUCUUGCAGCAGUCGCAGUAGACCCAAGUGCAGCCGAGACACUAACUAGUUCCGAGGAUGCCACCAACAAAACUGCCUGCAGCUCCUUGCCCAGCGGCGAUCAACAAACCAAUGAUCUAACAAAUGUAAAUUCGUCGUCGUCGUCGCCGCCGGCACCAGCACCAGCAGCAAUCAACACCACCAACACCACACAUCCCAUCAUCCCCAGUAUCGUCGAACAAUCUGCAACUCCCACAUUAGAUGUAUCUUUGUCGAGGGCUUUAGAUUCCGACCACGACGGUUCGGUUGCAUCUGCAUCGCUUAGCGGUCCGUCCACUCUCCUCAACACCAGCUCAGCAGAGACGUUCCCAACCUCGACGACGUCAAUAUUAUCAGCUCCUGCCCGAGAUCUGCAGCACACUGCAUUAGGCACUGAGAUCGGCGAAGCUGUUAGCGGUGACUUUUCCGUGCCGACCACACCCAGCAUCGCUUCCGCAGGUCUGCAACCAUCUGCUGCCUCGAGUCGCCCCGACGUGUCGAGACAACAAAGCAUCCUGCCGAUUCGACAGCAGGCGCUCAUCAAAACUCUGCUGGAUACAUCGCAUGCUCAUGAACCAGAAGAAGCAGAUCAGCUACCUCCCAUCAGUCCAAAUAUGGUUACCAGAAAGAUAUGGGUCAAGCGCCCAGGCGCGUCGGCUACCAUGAUCACCAUCAACGAAGACGACCUGGUUGACGAUGUCCGCGAUAUGAUCUUGAGGAAAUAUGCCAAUUCUCUAGGCCGCCAGUUCGAUUCCCCUGAUCUGACGAUACGGGUCGUGCCCAAAGACGAAGGCGUCCGUCAACUUCAGCCGGACGAGCCGAUGGGAAGGACCCUAGAUGCAUACUUUCCCGGGGGCCAAACAGUCAACGAUGCUCUCUUGAUUGAUGUCCCACCCCGUCGAACCCCGAAAGCAUCGCCAAUCCCCAGGUACUAUGGUGAAGACAAUAGCCGGCCACACGAAUCCGGAACAGAUUAUUUCCCACCAUUCCCUCAAGCGCCUCAUAUCCACCACUCCAACCCGGCAGCAAUGCCUCCAGCAACGAUUCAUUUUCCUCAAUCGAUGGCUAUCGUAAGCAAUGGCCAAUUGCCACCUCUUCCUUCCCCUGGUGGUACCAGUCGGCGUUUAGGUAGUGCACGGCCAAAGAUGCAAAGACUACAUACAGCCUCCCCAGUCUCGACUGCCGGAAACAGUCAUGUACAACACACACAGCAUGCGCCGGUGCCUAUCCCACCAAGCAUCGGUACGCAUGCAUAUUCUUCCAGACCGCAACGAUCAAGGACUCAUUCAGGUGCAUCAUCAGAUCAAACAAACCACGCAGCUCAUGCUCAUGCUCAUCCUCCCCCCACGGCUCCUCCACUGCCCACCCCGCCUGUACCGGAACGUGUAGCCACUCCGCCUCCCCGAGUGGCAUCGCCCAGACCUGCAGCCCGGCCCAAGAAAAAGAGAACUGCUGAGACCCCGUCCCUACCGCCAGGAAUGCUCAACGGCAGCGUCCCUCCGAUCAACGUGUUAAUCGUCGAAGACAACAUCAUCAACCUAAAACUCCUAGAGGCCUUUGUGAAGCGACUGAAGGUAAGGUGGCAGACGGCUAUGAAUGGCCGGGAUGCUGUUACCAAAUGGAGAACUGGUGGCUUUCACUUGGUAUUGAUGGAUAUUCAGCUUCCAAUCAUGAACGGCCUGGACGCAACGCGUGAGAUCAGAAGGAUUGAAAAGGUCAAUUCCAUAGGCGUAUUCUCUUCAUCUGCUAGCAAAGCACCAGAGGGCAUUCAGGGUGAACCUGAUGAGAAGGACAAGCUACCAAACACGGAGAUGUUCAAGAGUCCAGUCAUUAUUGUGGCGUUGACAGCCAGUUCUCUUCAAAGCGACAGACACGAAGCUUUGGCGGCUGGCUGCAACGACUUCUUGACAAAGCCCGUCAACUUUGUCUGGCUCGAGAGAAAAGUCAUGGAAUGGGGCUGUAUGCAAGCACUGAUUGAUUUCGACGGCUGGAGAAAGUGGAAAGACUUCUCGCAGAAAUCAGAGCAAGAUGACCCGGCUAAGAAAGCAAAAGCUAAGAAGACGAGACAAUCAUUAACGGCGCCCACGGCGACUGCCGCAGCCUAA